Molecule: messenger RNA, 576 nt
Organism: Penaeus vannamei (Pacific white shrimp)
Lineage: Eukaryota; Metazoa; Arthropoda; Malacostraca; Decapoda; Penaeidae
Source: RefSeq, a predicted model, not a curated record
AUGGGGCUUACCUCUACAACAGGACAUGGUGAGGCAGGGGUUUUGCACUGCAACUACGGGCGCGACCAGUGCGUGGCGAAAUACCAGCAACGGGUACAGGCCAGAGGACCCGUCCCCCCGCUGAUCUUCAGUACCGAGAACGUCCUCGGACCCGCGAGCUUCACCCAUACCAUUGACAACUGGGCUGCAAUGUUACCAAAACCUGCUGAAGACUUUGCGGUCGAAGAAAAGUCCCCCAUGAAGAUCUCGGUGACUUGGACGUCACCUUCUCCCCUGAGGAACUUCCCGCCGGGGCUCUUCUACCGAUUAGAUCUUCGCGGUCUUAAUCAUUCUGUUUCUACCAUGACUACAGUGGGGAAAUACAGUAACAGCAGCACCUGGGAAGUGGAGACCCAGGUUCCGUUCCCGUGGCUCACUUACGAGAUCAAGCUGCGACUCCGCUCCGGACGAAGGAACGCCACGACCGACGCCCACUGGGAAGAUGGCUGGUCGUCCGAACCCGUCCACGAGGCAGUCGAAAUAAAGCCAGCAGGAAAAUCUGUUACUACGCUAAAGAGAGAUCAUUGUGAACCUUAA